Molecule: messenger RNA, 939 nt
Organism: Rotaria socialis
Lineage: Eukaryota; Metazoa; Rotifera; Eurotatoria; Philodinida; Philodinidae
Source: the annotation of a GenBank genome assembly
AUGGUUAUAACUACGAUUAGUAUGGAAAGUGAUGUACGACGUCAGUACAAUAGACGUGUACUUUUCUGUAUGCGAGUAAGAGCGGCUACAUUACUUAUUGCCUUAUGGGAUUUAUUUAUUCACACUACAGUACUAUGUGUAUUGAUUCUCAUGUUUCGACAAUCACCAAAAAUGAUGAACAAUAUGAUGUUGACAAAUGAACAAUAUUUCCAUCAUCAACAAAAUCCAUUAAUCGAUCCGUUGCCGAAACAGCCACCGAGUAUAAUGAUGCAAAAUAAAAAUUUUCUUUCAAGUAAUAUUUUAUUAAAUCGCAUUCUUGAGAAACGUAAUGUUUCUCAUAUGCCUGUGGGAAUAAAUGCUCGAAAUUUUUAUUCAAAUUUGGAUAUAAUGACAAUUAAAUGGGCAGCAUCACUGAAUCGACAAGAUAAAUGUCUCGUGUUUUUCAUCGUUUUUUCAGCAACAAUUCUUAUACUAGCUCAUAUUUGUGGUAUUUUAACUUAUAAACCAUCAUAUAUGGUUCCUUAUUUUUUGAUUAAAGUAUUUAAUGUCAUCGUGUCAAUUUUAUCACUGCUUGGUUUUUAUGCAUAUAUGUCCGAUAUCAAAGGAUGGCUUCGAAUGCAACUAGAAUUUCCAUUAAAACAAUAUCUACUCGAACUCGAUGCUCAAACACUUCAACUGGUCAUAUUUGCCUUUCUUCUGUUUGUAAUUCUGGCUAAACUUUAUAUUGCUGCUAUCAUAUGGUAUUGUUAUGGUUAUAUAACAGCAUUGACAGUGGCUCGAAACAUUGGAACAAUUUCAGGUCGUAGUGAUGAUUCAAGCGUAAUUAUUGGAGAGAUGUAUUCACCACCCAAAUAUGAAGAAGCGAUCAAAUCAACGUAUCAUCAAGAUGACACUUAUGCACCUCCUCCUUAUAGCCCAUUAAUGAAUUCGUCUUUGUAA